Penicillium canariense is the source of this 1251-nucleotide messenger RNA. RefSeq names its product protein vosA (gene vosA). The annotation marks the transcript as partial. Lineage: Eukaryota; Fungi; Ascomycota; Eurotiomycetes; Eurotiales; Aspergillaceae. The transcript is spliced from 8 exons. The record is from RefSeq and is a predicted model, not a curated record.
GGAUUCCAACUGACCAUGUUGUCCAACACCAGUUCUGACUUUGACCUGACCAUUCGCCAGCAGCCCGACCGGGCGCGCGUGGCCGGGGGCAAGGAAAAGGAGCGCAAACCCAUCGAUCCGCCCCCGAUCGUCCAGCUUCGGGUGCGCGAGGAGGGCUCUUAUCUUGCGCAACACUACCUGCAAAGCCCCUACUAUUUUAUGUGCUGCAGCCUGUACGAUGCCUCAGAAGACCGUCCAGUGCCCGUGGCGCCAUCUACAGCGCUAGCAGGAACCCUGGUUUCGUCCCUUCACCGGCUGAAGGAUGUGGACAACAGCGACGGAGGAUUCUUCGUGUUCGGCGACCUGUCUGUGAAGAUCGAGGGCGAGUUUCGUCUCAAAUUUACUCUGUUUGAGAUGCGCAAGGAUGUUGUCACCUACUUGAAAACCAUCAUUUCGGACCGAUUUAAGGUGUCGCCUCCGAAGAACUUCCCGGGCAUGAUGGAGUCCACUUUUCUCUCGCGAUCGUUCGCGGAUCAGGGCGUGAAGCUGCGCAUUCGCAAGGAGCCUCGAACUAUGAUGAAACGCUCUGCACCUCGCCCAGACGAGUUUCCGCAGGCUAUUCCUCCUCGAUCGCCGGAUCGACAGCCGGUUCAGAUCCCGCCUGCUGCGACAGGCUAUACAGGCUAUCCGGCGGCGGCAGCGAGUCGAGACUAUCAGUAUUACGGGGCUCCCGUCAAACGCCACCGUACCUCGAUUGACUAUGGUCGGCAAAACAUUUAUGACACCGAUAGCAGGAUGGCUGCUCGCCCGAUGGAUCCAUACGGCCAAUCGACGACUAUGUACGGCCAGCCAAGCGCAUACCAGAAUCCAGCUAUGCAGCAGUAUUCCACGGGCCAGGUGGUGCCAGACUAUGGGAUGACAUACGGUCUUCCUCCCUCAGCAGCACCCAUGUCUCAAAUGUCGGAUCCCUCUGGUCAGGCUCGGCCUAGCCAGCAAGCUGCCGUGGGGCAGCUGAUGGCGAUGAACCAGCCGGGCACUCCCACCCCAGAUUCGACUGGAGCGAUGAUGGCUCAGGGAUACCCUCGGUCCGGAUACCAGACGCCCAGUUCGACCAUUCUUCCUCCGCUGCAGCGCAAUUAUCCCCAGGCCACCAACGGGACCACCGCGCGCGGCUACUUUGACCAGCCUUCCCCGACGGCUACCCCAAUUUUACCUUCCCAGAUGGCCCCCGAAGGUAAUCGCUAUGGCUCUGCGAACGGAACUCCUCAGUGA